GGACAGCUGCAAGGAUCUGAACUGGGAGACUGAAACCCUCAUCCUAAACAACUUAGAGCUCAGAUUUCUUCUCUGGGCAGCUGGCUUUUUCGGUCCUUCUGAAAUAGUCUGCAAAGAUGGGGGAGGGCUGUCAGCUACAUCCGAUUUGGACCCUGUUUAAAGUCAGCUCCCCACUAGGUAUGUUCUGUAGAGACGAAAUGCAAUAGUCAAUACAGCGGAGAUGAGGGCGGUGAACGAGAGGCACACAAUUGCCCGCUCUCAUUUUAAAGGCCGGGGGCUCAUUCGUGACCAUACUGGAGGGCUGCCUGGAGUAGGCAGUGACUAGAGUCCUAGAAGCUGGAAUUGGAUAUCUGACUUGCCUGUCAUAUUUCGGUUCGCCCUCCCCUACUUGGCACCCUACACCCCACAUUCUUUCUAAUCCUCCUGCCCUCCCAACUCCCACACCCUACCCCCAUCAACGCUCCUGGAAUUUUGGACUUAGCUAUUUUUAAAACAGUCAACUCAGUAGCCACCUCCCUCCCCCGCUCAGCUGUCCAGUGCCCCAGCCAGCCAUAUACUCCCCCUUCCCCCCACACCAGCCCUUCUCUGGCUCCCUGACCUCACUGAGGUUGCAGCAGGCCUGGGGGCCUAGGGGAGACAUGGAGAAAGAGACGGGGGAUCCCCUGGCUGGAGCCGACCAACAGAGUAGGCAGUCAUGGCCGGAGAACGGGAUGUCAGAGUAAUGUUUGGCCUCUGGAAACAUCUCUUACAGGACGGCCAGCCAACGUCCACUAGGUAGGACAGCCAUCCGCUGGGAAGAGCUGGAGCCUGCGGGGACCUGGCUGGAUAGGUAUGGGGGAUCCUGGCCAGUGCCCUAGUCCCCGGGCCCCCCAUGGCAGUCCCCCGACUCUAAGCACCCUCACUCUCCUGCUGCUCCUCUGUGGAUAUGCUCACUCUCAGUGCAAGAUCCUGCGCUGCAAUGCGGAGUACGUGUCGUCCACCUUGAGCCUCCGAGGCGGGGGCUCCCCCGGGGCGCUCCGAGGGGCCGGCGGCGGGGGCCGGGGCGCCGGGGGCUCCAGCGGCCUCUGCCGGGCGCUGCGCUCCUACGCGCUGUGCACGCGGCGCACGGCGCGCACCUGCCGCGGGGACCUCGCCUUCCACUCGGCGGUGCACGGCAUCGAGGACCUGAUGAUCCAGCACAACUGCUCCCGCCAGGGCCCCACGGCCCCGCCCCCGGCCCGCGGCCCCGUCCUGCCCGGCGCCGGCCCCGCGCCCCCCUCGGGCCCCGCCGCCCCCGACCCCUGCGACUACGCGGGCCGCUUCGCCCGGCUGCACGGCCGGCCCCCCGGCUUCCUGCACUGCGCCUCCUUCGGGGACCCCCACGUGCGCAGCUUCCACCACCACUUCCACACGUGCCGGGUGCGGGGCGCGUGGCCGCUGCUGGACAACGACUUCCUCUUCGUCCAGGCCACCAGCUCCCCCGUGGCCCCCGGCGCCAACGCCACCGCCACCCGCAAGCUCACCAUCAUCUUUAAGAACAUGCAGGAGUGCAUCGACCAGAAGGUCUACCAGGCGGAGGUGGGCAACCUGCCCGCCGCCUUUGAAGACGGUUCGGUCAACGGCGGGGACCGGCCGGGGGGCUCCAGCCUCUCCAUCCGCACGGCGAGCCCCGGGAGCCACGUGGAGAUCCGGGCGGCCUACAUCGGCACCACGGUGGUCGUGCGGCAGGCGGCCGGGCAGCUCUCCUUCGCCAUCCGGGUGGCGGAGGACGUGGCCCGCGCCUUCUCGGCGGAGCAGGACCUGCAGCUCUGCGUGGGCGGGUGCCCCCCGAGCCAGCGGCUGUCCCCCGCCGAGCGCGGCCUCCGGGGGGCGCUGCCCGCGGACGCUGCCCGGCGGCUGUGCAAGGAGGGGCUGCCGGUGGAAGACGCCUACUUCCAUUCCUGCGUCUUCGACGUUCUCAUCUCUGGGGACCCCAACUUCACCGUGGCCGCGCGGGCUGCGCUGGAAGACGCCCGCGCUUUCCUGCCGGACCUCGAGAAGCUGCACCUCUUCCCCGCCGACGCCGGGGCCCCCCUGGCCCCCGCCGCGCUCCCAGCCCCGCUGCUUCCCGGCCUCUUGGUUCUGUGGCUUUUCGGUCAGUAACUAGGCCCUGAGCCCUGGGUUGGGCUGGACAUGACUUGGGGAUAGAGAUUGGCAGGGACGAGCAGAAAGAAUCGCUGAAGGACCCUGGCCGGUUUGGCUCAGUGGAUAGAGCAUCCGCCUGCGGACUGAAGGGUCCAGGGUUCGAUUCA
Molecule: messenger RNA, 2270 nt
Organism: Myotis lucifugus (little brown bat)
Lineage: Eukaryota; Metazoa; Chordata; Mammalia; Chiroptera; Vespertilionidae
Gene: HJV
Product: hemochromatosis type 2 (juvenile)
Exons: 4
Coding region: 832-2121 (429 amino acids)
Biological process (GO): BMP signaling pathway
Cellular component (GO): plasma membrane
Molecular function (GO): coreceptor activity
Source: RefSeq, a predicted model, not a curated record